This is a messenger RNA of Anarrhichthys ocellatus (wolf-eel), 2216 nucleotides long. RefSeq names its product PHD finger protein 6 (gene phf6). Gene Ontology annotation, molecular function: histone binding; histone deacetylase binding. The record is from RefSeq and is a predicted model, not a curated record. The coding region runs from base 179 to 1378 and encodes 399 amino acids. The transcript has 10 exons. Gene Ontology annotation, cellular component: nucleus. Lineage: Eukaryota; Metazoa; Chordata; Actinopteri; Perciformes; Anarhichadidae.
GCUGUCUCGAGCACCGUAGCUAGCUUGAUGCUAGUGUGAAAAGCUCACGAUCACUUCUGAAGGACGGAAAGAAACACACAGGCGCUGCUCGGAGCACUUUUACACAUUUCUCCACCGUCUCAGCGCUAUAAGAUUAUAUUAGCAGAGACUUGGUCAAACAAAAGAAAAGCCUUUUGUCAUGUCGGCACAGAAGAAAGGAGCUGCAGCGCGGCUGCUUAAAUGUGCCUUCUGCAGAACCAACCGGGACAAGGAGUGCGGGCAGCUGCUGCUGUCGGACAGCCAGAAGGUGGCAGCCCACCACAAGUGCAUGCUUUUCUCCUCUGCCCUGGUCACAUCUCACUCAGACAGCGGAAACAUCGGAGGAUUUUCCAUUGAGGAUGUGAAAAAGGAGAUCAAGAGGGGAAAUAAAUUGAUGUGUUCCUCGUGCCACCGGCCGGGUGCCACCAUCGGCUGUGAUGUGAAGACGUGCCGGAGGACGUAUCACUAUUACUGCGCUCUGAAAGACAAAGCCCAGGUCAAAGAGAAUCCCUCGCAAGGGAUUUACCUUGUUUACUGUCGCAAACACCGGGACGCCUCUCAGGAGGGCAUUCAAGAUGAAGAGGGAGCGGUCGCCAGUGAUUCAGAAUCGUCGCCUCCACAAAGUAGGGGAAGAGGCCGGUUUGAGAAAGGCCGAGCCAAGGUCGGAUCUCGUGGCCAAUCAGAAGACGCCCGCUCCACUUCCUCUCAGGCUGCGGACGAGGAGAGCUCCUCCCACGUAAGGCGGCGGGGAGUGACUGGACCGGUGUGUUGUCCGUGUGCGGCCUCUUGUCUUUAUGAGUGUGUGUGUGUGUGUGUGUGUGUGUGUGUGUGUGUGUGUGUGUUCCAGCGGGACAGGUCACCUCUCCGGAUCAGCGGGGGAGACGGCGGCCAGCGCUGUGGCUUCUGUCACGCUGGCGAGGAAGAGAACGAGACGAGGGGCAUGCUUCACUCCGACAACUCCAAAAAAGUGGCCGCGCACUACAAGUGCAUGCUUUUUUCAUCGGGGACGGUGCAGCUGACCACCACGUCACGGGCUGAAUUUGGAAACUUUGAGGUGAAAACUGUCAUCCAGGAAAUCAAGAGGGGGAAAAGAAUGAAAUGCACGCUCUGCACUCAGCUGGGUGCCACCAUUGGGUGUGAAAUCAAGGCAUGCGUGAAGACCUACCACUACCACUGCGGCCUGCAGGACAAAGCCAAGUACAUUGAAAACAUGGCGCGUGGCAUCUACAAACUGUAUUGCAAGAACCACAGUGGCAACGAGGAGAGGGAUGAAGAAGACGAGGAACGAGAGAACCGCAGUAGACAGAGGGCAGCAAACAACCACGGAGAAACACCGUCAACACACGUGAACGGCAACUAGGUCGGUGUGGUGGAUGUUGCGUGGGGGCGAAACCAGAAGAGCUCGAACACGAGGGACAGAUGUUUUUUUUUUAUACGAAAUCUUAGCCCGCUCACAAAGUUGUGGUCUACGAGCUCCCACGAGUCCUUUUUUUUUUUUUUUUUUUUCCUACACUGUUUCUCCCAGUAAACGGACACGAUGUCCCAGAGUGCUCCAGAUGUCGUCUACAUGUGAAGCCCUUGUUUGGACUCGACUGGAUGAGCCGCUCACAGACCGGUGGUGCUCUGCAGAGCACUGGACGGCUGCAGGACCGCGAACAGCCUCGGCUACUCUUUCCCAGGAGUCGGCGAUGGGCUCAAUUUCAAAUACGUGCGUUGUUUCCGCGAGUAAAAGCUAUUGGACUGAUCUUCUGAUUGUCACUCAAUCCCCCCCACAGAUUACAUGACAUUCUGGCUCUUCCUUCGCUUCUAAAGGACUCACUUUUAAGAGGGGUCUGUUUGUUACUAGUCUCUCUAAGUUGUGCGGUUUGAUUACCUUGUUUCUGUAAUCACGUCUUAAGAAUACUCUUUUCAUGUUAGCCUUUCUUUCUUGAUAUGUAAUAUUUUGCUACUGUAUUAUCAUCAUGAGUCAUUUUUUGAAUAUCUGGAUUUCAGACAGUCACAAUUACAAGUUUCGCCAGCAUGCACUUGGAUUUUCCCUCACUGUUCAAGGUGGCUUUCUUUUUUAAAUUUAGCUACCAAAGGGCAAUGUAGAGCUCUUUAGAGGUGUUGGCCUGACUUCGUUUUGAUGUACUGUUUACCUGUAUCUCUACAAAUGUACCCAUGAAUGAUCGGAAAUAGAAAAAUAUUUUUAUUUUACA